Molecule: messenger RNA, 867 nt
Organism: Piliocolobus tephrosceles (Ugandan red Colobus)
Lineage: Eukaryota; Metazoa; Chordata; Mammalia; Primates; Cercopithecidae
Product: ret finger protein-like 4A
Molecular function (GO): protein binding
Source: RefSeq, a predicted model, not a curated record
AUGGCUGAACACUUCAAACAAAUCAUUAGAUGUCCUGUCUGUCUAAAAGAUCUUGAAGAACCCAUGCAGUCGAAAUGCGGAUAUGUCUGCUGCCUCCAAUGCCUCAAUGCACUGCAGAAGGAGCCCGAUGGGGAAAGUUUACUGUGCAGCUCUUUCUGCUCUGUGGUCUCUCAGAAGAAUGACAUCAAGCCCAAGUACAAGCUGAGGGCGCUGGUUUCCAUUAUCAAGGAACUAGAGCCCAAGCUGAAAUCUAUUCUAACAACGAACCCAAAGAUAAGGAAGUUUCAAGUGGAUAUGACCUUGGAUGUGGACACAGCCAACAACUAUCUCAUCAUUUCUGAAGACCUGAGGAGCUUCCGAAGUGGGAAUUUCAGCCAGAAUAAGAAGGAGCAAGCUGAGAGGUUCGACACUGCACUGUGCGUCCUGGGCGCCCCUCGCUUUACUUCCGGCCGCCAUUACUGGGAGGUGGACGUGGGCACCAGCAAAGUAUGGAAUGUGGGCAUUUGUAAGGAAUCUGUGAACCGACAGGGGGAGAUUGUGCUUUCUUCAGAACACGGCUUCUUGACUGUGGGUUGCGGAAAAGGAAAGGUCUUUGCCACCAGCAGUGUGCCGACUCCUCUCUGGGUGAGUCCCCAGUUGCACAGAGUGGGGAUUUUCCUGGAUGUAGGUAUGAGGUCCAUUUCCUUUUACAAUGUUGGUGAUGGGUGCCAUAUCUACACAUACAACAAAAUUUCUGUUAGCGAGCCAUGGCGUCCAUUUUUUGCUCAUAAACGUGGAACUCAAGAGGAUCAGACCUUCCUGAAUAUCUGUUCUGUGAUCAAUCCAGCCAGUGCCAGUGCCCCAAUUUAUUCUGGGGAAAGUAAAUAA